Messenger RNA from Aspergillus clavatus NRRL 1, 861 nucleotides. Its product is annotated as PP1-complex regulatory subunit GLC8. Gene Ontology annotation, molecular function: protein phosphatase inhibitor activity. The record is from RefSeq and is a predicted model, not a curated record. The transcript is spliced from 3 exons. Gene Ontology annotation, biological process: regulation of signal transduction. Lineage: Eukaryota; Fungi; Ascomycota; Eurotiomycetes; Eurotiales; Aspergillaceae. The coding region runs from base 1 to 861 and encodes 286 amino acids.
AUGGCUCAUCACCACGAGGAGGUGCCCAAGCGACCCAAGGGCAUCCUCAAGAACUCCAGCGGCACCGUCCCGCAAACCACGCUCUCGCCGGAGAAAUUCUCGCCCCCUCCCGUCUCCAUCAACACCGUCGACACCAAGGAAAUCACCCUCCAGAACACGCUGCAGAACGCCGGCCGUCGGCGCUCCACCUCGCGCCGGCAGUCCGUGGCCAGCAUUCACAGCCACGCGGACGAGGCCUCGCCACGGCUGAAAUGGGACGAGGCGAACCUCUACCUGACGGAGCAGGAGCGCACGGCCAAGAUGAAGAUCGACGAGCCCAAGACGCCGUUUGCGCCGCACUACGACCCCGCCGAGGACGAGGAGGAGAUGCGGCUGGCCGAGGCGGAGGAGGGUCUGAUCGAUGCGCAGGAUGUGGUGGUGGAUGAGCUGGAUCGGGCGAAGAAGACCCCGCGCAGGCUUGCUGCGUCCGAGGACGAGAUUCCCGAGCUGGAGCUGGGGGAGCCCGAGGAGUUAUCGUUGGCGGUGGGGGGUGGCGAUGGCGGCCGGAUUGUGCGCGAGCGCAGCCUGAGUAAUGAGUCGCACCGGAGCGACAAGCAUGUUGUGGUUCCGGAGGCGGGUGCGGAGGGGGAAGGGGACCAUCUGCUGACGCCGGAGGAGGCCAAGGAGAAGCAUCGCCAGUUCGAGCAGAUGCGGAAAAGGCACUAUGAGAUGCGGAACAUCAAGGAGCUUCUUGCGCAUCCCGAGGAGCUGGAUGAGAUGGAGGAGGAUGACGACGACGGUGAAGGCAUCAACAAUGUUGGCUCAGUCAACCCACCACCAAUGCCUCGAGUUCCAGAACGGUUUGCCAACGGUGGAGCUUAG